AUGUGGAAGUGGGGGUUGUGGGUUCUGUAUGCCAGCACGUUGUUCAAACCCUCUUCUAGCUGCUAUCAGUGCUUUGUGGAGGUUGAAGACAGCAUACGUCUGUGUUGGGGACACGUCCUCACCGAAUACAACAUUCGAAAUGUAGACUCGUGCUUUAAAAAACUAGAGAAUAUAUUCAAUAACAACCAGAAAGUGAUUGAGGCAGGACGAGUUGGGAAAGGUUAUGAUCAGAAGCUGAAGGAGAUCCUAAAUGCUGAGAUCAUGCCCAUGGCGGAGGAAUUUGACAAGAAGAUGAAUGAUGACACAGUGUAUGACGAGAGGUUACUGACAGCUGCAGACAAUUUCAUUGCGGCUGCCUUCAAACUGCCUAGAGCUUCUGGAUGUUUCCCUCCAUGUGGUUUUCAGACUUCUGGUUAUGUCUACAACUGUAUCACCUGUCAGUAUGACUCCUGUGAGUUCCCACUUGACUGUCCAACAAAGAACAUCACAGUCAUGGAGAACAACCGGACACAGAUGAGGUGUGACGUCCCCUUUCCCCUGCCUUAUGAAAUGAAAGUGGUCUGGAGGUUUGCAGAGGAGAUCAGGACCCAGCAGGUGGAUCAGUUUGAGGAGGUGACAGUAGGGAUAGACCGGCUCUACUCUAUCCCCUCAGCUGGUCUGCGACACCAGGGUACAUACCAGUGUGAGAUCUACUCUGACCAGCGCUCCUUAGUCAGACUUUACUACCACCUCAUAGUCAUCCCCCAGGUGGUUGUAGGCCACAGUGAGCUGCAGGAGAUAUUUGAUCUGUCACUGCUUCCAGGGGGCCAAAUUGUCCCUGUGCCUGGUGGAUGGUCCCUUGCCCUCCUCCGUCUCCCCCCUCCCUCUCUCCUCACGGCCUGUCUGACUUCUCUGCUGCUGCUGCUCUUCCUCUCCCUGGGGAUUCUGCACUGGUGGUCGAUAAAGAAAGAGAAGAGUGAUGUGGAGCAAGCUGAAGACGAUCCAGAUUCAAGUUGGUAGUCUUGUUUCGUCGCUGAAACUCCCGUAUGGACUCGGGAGAGGCAAAGGUUGAAAGCAUCCUCCGAAACACAACCCAACCCAACCAAGCCGCACUGCUUCUUGACACAAUGCACAUCCAAGCCAGCCGCACCAAUGUGCUGGAGGAAACACCGUACACCUGGCGACCUGGUCAGCGUGCACUCCACCUGGCCCGCUAGUGCGGCAAGGAUAUCCCUGCCGGCCAAACGCUCCUUAACCCGGACGACACUGGGCCAAUUGUGCGCCACCCCAUGAGCCUCCCAGUCACACAGAGCCUGGGCUCAAACCCAGAAUCUCUGGUGGCACUGCGCCACCCGGGAGGCCCUAUUUAUGCACAUAAUUAAUGUCAUGUUAGUGCUCCCACAUCUUGCACCAGAAUGUGUUGAGGUGAGUAGGGGUUCCAUCACCAAUUGUAAGGGAUGUUUUCCAUAUAUUCAAAUAUAUGUACCUGCAUGGGGUCCACGCAGGUACAAAAUAAAUGAAAUGAAUAAGAAGAAGAAAAUGUAUGAGUAUUGCCAGAUUAAACACAUUUUGGACAAGGGAUCUGUGCCAUUUUUUGGAGGGUGCAAUACAAUACCCUGUAAUAUCAUACAAUUGAUGUUCUUAAUUUAUGUUCUUGCUUUUAUGAAUUAUGUUUAUUUUGUUACUGUGUGCUGAAUUAUAUUGUUUUAUACACAUACGUGCAUGUUUUAUUAUUCUGUUUUAAUUGUAAUGUAUACAGGGCUCUCCUGUAAAAUACAUUUGUUAUCUCAAUGUGACUCCCUGUUUAAAUAAAGGUUGUAAGAAAAAUGUAAGAAAAAUAAAUACAAUUAAUUGGGAGAUGUGAUGCGGAGGGAUAUUGAUACGCCACCGUAUCAAUUAUUUUAAAAACUACAGA
Molecule: messenger RNA, 1894 nt
Organism: Oncorhynchus nerka (sockeye salmon)
Lineage: Eukaryota; Metazoa; Chordata; Actinopteri; Salmoniformes; Salmonidae
Gene: spaca6
Product: sperm acrosome associated 6
Exons: 10
Coding region: 1-999 (332 amino acids)
Biological process (GO): fusion of sperm to egg plasma membrane involved in single fertilization
Source: RefSeq, a predicted model, not a curated record